Messenger RNA from Bradysia coprophila, 1931 nucleotides. RefSeq lists its product as uncharacterized. Lineage: Eukaryota; Metazoa; Arthropoda; Insecta; Diptera; Sciaridae. The record is from RefSeq and is a predicted model, not a curated record.
AAGAUCAGUCGAUGGAGAUCGUCGAAGAAGUGAGCCCAAUUAUCGAAUGCCAACUUCCAAUGCAGGCUCAGUUGAAUCAGAAUGACUUUGACGAUCGUGUGUGCGAAGAAAACGUUGGGUGCGAUACACACGAAUGCGGUAUGACAGUUGACAGAUCGGAGAAAAGUAGCAGCUCGAAAGUUGUAGAACAAGCCAGAAAAAUUAUCGAAUCGAAUGCCGAGAUGUUGACUUUAAAUCAACCGAAUUCAAAUCGAGAGACCGAGCAAAUGGGGGAGAGGUAUGCCGUCCAAAAUUCGAUCAACAAUCAAAAGCCCCACAAGUUCAAUGAUCAAUCCUCUGUAAGCGUAAAAGAUCAAAAUAAGCCUAAGCCAUCCGGAGCCUACGAUCCUGUUGCCCGAAAGUUGCGGUACCUAACCGAACGAAAUAAAUCUUUGGCGAAAAAGUUGAAGGAGAGUCAGUCAGCAAAUAUCAAGUCGAAGGUCAAGAAGAAGAUCGACUCCGUACUGAAAACAUUGUCUACGGAGGUACCUGCAGCACAGUUCGAUUUCAUUAAGCUCCAACUCAAAAACACUGGAAAAGCGAAGAAAGGAAACCGGUUUACGUUCGAGGAAAAGAUGCUGGCAUUGGUUAUUUAUAAACAAAUUCCAAAACGUUAUCAAGGCCUACGCAAGAUUUGUAAUCUCCCGACCAGACAAACACUCAUCGUGCAUUCUGCUACUGUUCGAUUUAAGCAAGGAAUCAAUCAAAAUUUAAUGAGUUUCAUCAAAGAAGCCGUUUCGAAAAUGGAACAACUGGACAAAUUGUGCACUGUCGGCUGGGACGAGAUGUCACUGACUUCGAGCCAUCACUUCGAUCAAAUCAAGGACUAUAUUGAUGGCUUUGAGGACACUGAAUCGAAACGAACAGAUAAUUUCGCAACACAUGCGUUGGUAUUCAUGGCCAGAGGUAUCACAUCAGCGUUCAAGCAGCCGAUUUCAUAUUUUCUUACGGCCAACUUGAAUUCUACUGAACUAGCAGAAUUGGUCCUACUGGUCACCUCUGCGGUAAUGGAUACUGGUUUAAACGUUAUCGGAUCGGUGUGUGAUGCUGUCAACACAAACCUUGCUGCAGUCAAUAAACUGAUGGGUGUUAAGCCUAAGCAAAGCACAACAGGACAGCUUCUGGAGUAUUACAUCAACGGUUGCAAAAUUUGGCACUUUUUCGAUCCCCCUCACUUAAUUAAAUCGGUGCGAAACAAUUUGUUGCUGAAAAAUCUGCUUCACACUGUUUCGUUCAAUGAAGCGAAAUUCAGAACUGACGGCACAAUCAAUUGGAACUACAAAAGCAAACAGCAGAAAACAGCAUCUUGGAUCGAUGUAUCGGAUUUUUUUAAAUUCAACAACGACUGUGAGAGCGGACUGUUCAAUCUAAUUCCAAAUGUUACUGACGAGCACAUAACUCCUACGCGACGAAAAAUGAAAGUAAGUCUCGCAACUCAGGUAUUCAGUGGAACUUGUGGUCGCAAUAUGUACAUCUGCUGGAAACGAAAACAAUUCAAAAACAACUGCAUCGGAACAGCUGCUGUGCUGCUUUUUUUCAACGAGCUGUUUGAUAGCGUUAACGGUGAUGUCACUCCGAUCCCAGACCAACUUAAAGGGUCGGUUACAAUGACAUCGAAUCACUUCACGUUUUGGGGUUAUGCUAUACGAAUGCUGGACGGUAUGAAAUUCACUGAAAAUUUAACAACCGGAAAACCGAACCAGAGCCAUGUUUGUCAACAUUGGAUUUCAUCAUUAAAAGGCUUACGAUGCAUUUCCAAACAUUUGUUAGAAUUGGGGGUGGAGUCUAUUGGACUGCGACGUCUAAACCAGGAUGGUCUGGAAAAUCAUUUUUUUUAAAUUCGUAACAAUUGCGGCUCAAAUCCCCGGCCGAACACAAGAGAUUUCCGAAAU